This is a messenger RNA of Blepharisma stoltei, 612 nucleotides long. The record is from the annotation of a GenBank genome assembly. NCBI's taxonomy places the organism in Eukaryota, Ciliophora, Heterotrichea, Heterotrichida, Blepharismidae.
AUGGCUAGGAGCGCAGCUCAAUACGAUUACCUAAUAAAAUUGCUGAUCAUUGGAGACUCAGGUGUAGGAAAAACAUGCUUCCUACUCCGUUUUUCUGACGAUAACUUCACUGCAUCCCAUCUCACAACUAUCGGGAUUGAUUUCAAAUUAAAAACGAUAGAAAUUGAAGGCAAAACUAUAAAACUCCAAAUCUGGGACACCGCUGGCCAAGAGCGAUUUAGGACAAUCACCCAAACUUACUAUAAAGGUGCAAUGGGAAUCAUCCUUGCAUAUGACUGUACUGAUGAAAAAUCUUUCAAUAACAUCCGCAACUGGGUGCAACAAAUAAAAAUGCAUGCCAAUGAAAACGUCGCUAAAGUGCUUAUUGGAAAUAAAUGUGAUAGGCCUGAUAAGAAAAUUAGUACUGAGCAAGGAGAAGCUUUAGCAAGAGAGCUUGGAAUAAAGUUUUUUGAAGCCAGUGCCAAGACAAAUAUUAAUGUCAAUGAAACGUUUUAUCAUAUAGCCAAAGAGAUCAAGGAUAAGAGGUUAGGAGAAGCGUUAGGUACAACUGGGAAUAUUAGAGUUCAGAAGACUGCUGAACCUAAAGCCAAAAAAGGUUGUUGCGGGAAGUAA